AUGGAACAUAUCCAUCAAAAUAAAAACAUGCACUUUUUAAAAGUUUUUUAUUCAGUAUCCAUUAAUCCUAUUUAUUUUAAUUGCUUACAUAAUAAAACAAUGGGAAGUGUUUGCGGAGCUAGUAAAGGACGCUCACAAAGUGUAAAGCCAAGCCCAAAAGUGCCAGACUCUCAUGAAAGAAUAACAUUUAUAUCUGCUAACAAUACCGAAUUAUCAGACCUUCAAUCCUACUUUAUAGCCCAGCAAGGAAUGAACCGAAAAAUUAAAACUUUAUAUGAGGCAGUUUUCGCACACGAAGAUCAACAAAUUUUUACUAUUGAUUUAAAAUUUAUUGACCUGUGUGCCAAUCAUUCGCAUUUAGCUAAUAUUUUGCCUUCUUUUGUAAACCUUAACAGCCUUAAUUUGUGGAAGGCGAGAUUGGGGGUUGAAGGAAUUAAAGAUCUUGCAAAGCCAAUUCAAACUUUAAGUAUUCUGCUUUAUUUAAAAUAGGAAUAACGCUGAGAAAGUGAUAUCUUAGCUGGCAAGGUUAAUAAAAUAUUUUUUUUAUAUUAUUCUAUUAAAUGCAGAAUAAACUGAGGUAUUUAUCUUUAGCCGAUAACAACCUAGGCCCUGAAGGAAUUCAAUACCUAUGCACAGCUUUUGCCAAGCUUGAAUCUUUGCAAACGUUAGAACUUCACAUCAACGGACUCGGACCUCGAGGGGCAGAAAUUUUAGGAAAAGAUCUUCCAAAACUGCUGAAGCUCAAUACAAUCAGUCUUACUGAAAAUGAGAUUGGGCCAGAUGGGAUCAAAUUCUUGAUAGCUGCAUUUGUAACUAUGCCAAAUUUGCAGACAAUAUUUUUGUCACAGAAUGCUAUUGGAGAUGCAGGAGGAAAGUGCUUUUUAGAUAGCAUUCAGAAGCUGCAACAUAUUAAGACGUUAAGUUUGGAAGGGAAUGAUAUUUCUGGGGACAUGAUUGAAGAUCUUGUGGAGGAGUCCCCAAGUAUAAACUUUAAAUUUUAG
Messenger RNA from Blepharisma stoltei, 1001 nucleotides. Lineage: Eukaryota; Ciliophora; Heterotrichea; Heterotrichida; Blepharismidae. The record is from the annotation of a GenBank genome assembly.